AUAUUCAACAGAAGCAAGCUGUUUCAAUUGGAUACUUCAAGCUAGCUCCAAAUUUUUUUCCAAAAAAAGUCCCAAAACAUAUACUUCAAGAACUCAAACCCAGCUUUGCUCCUUCAUUAACAAAAACUUGAGAGAGUUUGUUGGAGUCUUUGGAUAUGCUGAAAUGACCCCGUUAUCGACUUGUUGGCUUUUGAUUGAACUAUAUGUGAUCCCACAUGGAUAUCUUAAGUGGUAUUUUUUGAGUUUCUAUAUUCAGCCUUUUCUUCUUGCUCUCUGUCAACUUUAUCUAUGGAUCAAAGUGUUACAAAAAUUUCUAUUAACCUUCAUCCUAUUAGUUUACAAGUCCUCUUGUUUCUUAAUUUCAUACGUUACAAGAUUCCGUAAAUUCUGCCUCCUCUUCUUCAAGAAGUACGUCUUACCAAAUGGAAAAAAUCAUCAUAUUCUCAUAGAAGAGGUGGAGGAGUUCUUCGAUGUUAUACCAGAUAACGAAUACCAAAAUGAGAUCGUCCUUUAUACGAGCUUGAACAUGAGACGAAGUAGUAGUAACUCAAAUGGAACGGUCCAUUUGAACAUGAGAAAUAAAUCGCACGACAACAUGAUCUAUGCAUAUGAUUUUCAAACUAGAGUUUCUCAAAUGUUCGCUAAAGAUCACGAGGUUAGUACGUUUAUUGAACCAAAUCAAGGUGAGUUUAUGGAACUCGGAGAACAUGAAGAGGAUCCUAGUGAUGUACUAGUGGACAGUUGUUCAGUCAUUUCUUCUGUUGAUGAAAAAAUGAAUUUACUCGAUAAUUAUAAUGCUGUCCCUCUAUUUCGUGGUCCAAUUUUAUCCGAAACAGAACUAGAACUAGAGUUUUCCCUAUUGAGUCCUGUUUCAAGUUUGUCACCAGGUAUCAAUGGUCCGGCGCUUGAGGAAUAUUUUCCAUCUCCUAAUAUGUCGUCCCCAUUGGAUUAUGGUACGUUGAACCAAAAUUUCCCAUCAGUUAAUAGCUAUACAACUGGUAUGGUAAUGGAUCAGCAGCUGGUUCAUGAGUACACGAGUUGUGCAGAUGAAGAAGUAGAUUUGUUAUACAACAAGUAUGCUGAAAGAAUGAGCUGGUUUGAUGUUCUCAAUCAUGAAAGGUUAUGUGCCUUAAGUGCAGUACUGAGGAAGCACUUGUCAAGUCCAAAUUCAUUUGAGUUUGAAAUGGAGCCUACAAGUUUGCCUGUCCAAUAUAUUUCUUUGAGUAGGGUGGCAAGAAAAAGACUUGUGAGGAGCUUAGAGAGUGAUUUGGAGUUGGUUUAUGUGGCACAGUCAUGUUUGUCAUGGGAAAUACUUCAUCAUCAGUAUAAAAAAGUAGAGGCUCUUUGUUGUUCAACUUCGAAAAAUGGGAUCUUUUGUGGUAAUAUAACAGCAAAAUUUCAGAAAUUCCAAAUACUGCUAGAAAGAUUUGUGGAAGAUGAUAGCUGUGGAGGCAAAAGGCAUUUAAAUUAUGCUCAUACAAGAUUUUCACAAAAGAAUCUCCUCCAAGUUCCACAGGUUUCUGGAUAUGUAGAAUCAAAUGAAAGAGUGAAUGGAGAAACAAGCAAGCCAAUAGAAGUGCUAAAGGCCAUAGAGAAAUGCAUACAUGCUUUCUGGUUUUAUGUAAAAACAGAUUGCAAGAAAAAGAAGAAAUUUUUGUGGAGUCAACCACGUGUAGAAGACCCCAGAGACAUACUGCUACUUCAUGACUUAAAUAAAAAACUUCAAAUGAAAGAGUUAUGGCUAAAGGACGUGAAAGGUAAGAGAAAUUGCUGGCUAAGAAGAGCAAUAAAGCCUCAACAAGAAGAAUAUAGCAAAAUAGACUUUGUGUUAACAUUGAUAGACAUGGAGCUGGUGUCAAGGAUUCUCCACAUGUCCAUUAUCUCUACCUCUCAUUUCAAAUGGUGCCAACAAAAGCUUAAUAAUAUACAGUUCAAAGAUGGUCACAUUUUAAGGACCCCCAUUACCCUCCCACUGUUUCCAUCUUGAUCACACCUUUUUCCUUUUAUUUCCUCAACUUUUUUGUGAAUAUUUUUUAAGCAUAGCUGUUCUUCUUCUACCAAUAAUAAUGGAAUGUAAAGAUAUAGGGAAGUGGUUAAAGCAUACACUGCCUAUGCAUAUCGGCUGUAUAUAUUUUGUAUAUAAUAUUUACAAUGUAUGUAUGCUAAUGAAUAUUAAGUACUAUAAAGUAUACAAUUUGUGCAUAUAUGGCAAUGAGACUGGUUAGUUACUUUCCAAUAUGUAUUAUGCAAUUAAUUAUUAGCUUCUUCUUUUUGGGCUAAAUAGUACUUAGCAAGCUUUUCUAUGAUGUAUAUAUAAUAAUAACUACACUGUAAAGAACUACAUAUCAGUAUGUGUGUUAAUUUAAGCAUCAACUUUUUUUAAUGCUAAAAUACCCCAAAAGAACUGUUUUUUCAUUUUGGAUGAUGUGUAAAAAUCAUAAAGCAUAAAACUGGGUAUGUUGUUGUUGUAUAGAGAAGU
Capsicum annuum is the source of this 2479-nucleotide messenger RNA. RefSeq lists its product as uncharacterized. The transcript has 4 exons. Lineage: Eukaryota; Viridiplantae; Streptophyta; Magnoliopsida; Solanales; Solanaceae. The coding region runs from base 164 to 1987 and encodes 607 amino acids. The record is from RefSeq and is a predicted model, not a curated record.